GGUUGGACAAUCCUCGAUAACUUGUUUUUGAUGAAUGGGACCCUUCUUGUUGUUACAUCAACUCCGCAGGAAGUUCCGGAUUUGAGGCUGUUAACAUCCUCGGGUUAUCCUAUUUUCAACGGUCCCAUUGAGAGAGCUAAGAGAAUACCCUCUGAUAGUGAUAUCCGCAUAAUCUCCCCAGAUGAAGCUCAGCGGCUUUUCCGUACUAAUUCAGUAUCACGAUUUGAUGGCGUCAAUUUCAUGAACACGGACCCAAAACAGUUCAUAACGCACUACUAUCACUGGGCAGCAGAAAUGCUCUUUGGUAUGUGGCGUACAUACUCGUCUCUCGAUCCGUUCAUUUCCACCGACGGUCAUACGACUCUGCCUCCGCCGAAACGUAUGUUCUUCCGACAUAUCAAUUCUGGUCAAUGGCGUGAUUACGCGUCUAUGAACCAAUGGGUGACGCGUGGUGCCUUCCCAUCCCUCAGCAUGGAAUUCAUGGAGGAAUGGGCAACACGUGCGGAAAUGGGCAUGCCGUUUGUUUUCGACCGCGUUGUUCUUGCAGAUCGCGCAUCUGCGGGCGAAGGAGACCCAUUCAAAGCUACUUGGCGGACCGCUAGUAACGCAUUCGACCUUCGUGGUAGUGCUCAUUGGUGGGCACCUAUUCGGAAAAGUGUCCUCGAGUUUAGUGGGCUUCCUGAACAAUGGAUCACUGGAGCUGAUCCUAGCGCGCUUGCGGAUAACCAGAAGUUCGUGAUCACGUAUAUCUCGAGACAGGGAUGGGGACGUCGAAUGCUUCGUCAAGCAGACCACGAGAAGCUUGUUGAAGAGUUGUACAAGCUUCGAGACAGAUAUGGUUACGAAGUGAAUGUCGUCAGCAUGGACAAACUUUCAAGGGCGGAGCAAUUCCAGCUCGCUGGUCGCACAACUAUCAUGAUGGGUGUCCACGGGAACGGUUUAACGUCUCUCCUUUGGAUGCGCCCGACUGCACGAUCGACGGUUAUAGAGUUCUUCUACCCCCAAGGUCUUGCAUUUGAUUAUGAAUAUACGACUCGUGCUCUAGGAAUGGUUCACUAUGGAGUCUGGGAUAACGUGUAA
Molecule: messenger RNA, 1080 nt
Organism: Fomitiporia mediterranea MF3/22
Lineage: Eukaryota; Fungi; Basidiomycota; Agaricomycetes; Hymenochaetales; Hymenochaetaceae
Exons: 4
Biological process (GO): protein O-linked glycosylation via mannose
Cellular component (GO): endoplasmic reticulum
Molecular function (GO): protein O-acetylglucosaminyltransferase activity
Source: RefSeq, a predicted model, not a curated record